Messenger RNA from Portunus trituberculatus (swimming crab), 2241 nucleotides. RefSeq lists its product as uncharacterized. The coding region runs from base 110 to 1609 and encodes 499 amino acids. Gene Ontology annotation, cellular component: plasma membrane. The transcript is spliced from 9 exons. The record is from RefSeq and is a predicted model, not a curated record. Gene Ontology annotation, biological process: phosphatidylserine exposure on apoptotic cell surface; engulfment of apoptotic cell; apoptotic process involved in development. Lineage: Eukaryota; Metazoa; Arthropoda; Malacostraca; Decapoda; Portunidae.
CUACUACUACUACUACUGCUACUACUACUACUACUACUACUACUACUACUGCAUUUGAGAUACCACCACCACCACCACCACUACUACUACUACUACUACUACUACUACUAUGAAGCCACAGCCGAGCAAGCGAGUGGCCUUCGUUGGACUGUUAGGAAGGGAAGAGAGAGAGAGAAGAGAGAAAGAAGACAUAGAAGAAGAGAGAGACUUGCUACACGGAGAAGAGAGGCAGAGGUGCAAGUUUACAGCGUGGUAUGAGAUCGUGUUGUUCUUCUCUGUGUCUUUCUACAUCGCUGACCUCUGCCUUGACCUCUGGGUGUGCGCCGCCCAUUUCCAGACAAAGCGGUCAAGAUCAGCGUGGUUCAUCUUCUUCUGCAUCCUUCUGCCAAACCUCUACGCUGGAUAUAAGUCACUACAAUGGUACCUCCGGGCACACGAGCAGUACCCAAUAAGAAGACCCGCCGUGUGGAUAGUGCGGGUCCUAUUCUUUCCCAUCAGCCCCAUAUUAAGGUACAUAGACGCCUGGGUGUAUGGGAGACGCGCCCGGAGACACUGGCGGAACAAGAACUACACUUUAGAACAGCGGAACUUUGAAAACUACUUGGUUGAGAUCGCAGAAGUCGCGUUACUAAGACUUGUCAUAAUAUUCCUCGAAGACGCCCCAAUAGUGGUGUUAAACCUCGCGCAGCUGCUCCAGACGCCCCCCUCGACCUUCAUGCCCCCGUCACCAACCCAGCCACCUGUCGAGUCACCAGGAGAGGCCCCAGGAAGAGAGUCUGUGGGUGUUUUAGUGGGUGGUUUUGAAGAGGUGGUGAAUCGAACAGGCGUUGCUGCCACUACACCACUGCCAGGCUACAACACCUGGGCCAUCACCAUCCUGGCAGUGCGUUUGGGGUCAGUUGUGGCCAAGCUAACCUGUACAAUGACAUUAGGAGUUGUUCAUUACAUUUCCUGCAAUAAACUGGCCUGGCAUCUUGCAAACACCUCCACCCAGGGCCGGGGGUCGCUGGGGCAGGGUAGAGGGUCCCAGGGGGUGCAGGGGAGAGCCAGGGGUCGAGGCAGGGGUUCAGAGUUAGCUGCUCCUGCUGAUACGAAAGGAGUGCUGUCGUGGGGUGCUGAGGCAACGAUAUACUGCUGGCAACUGUUGGCGAUUGGGUCGCGAGUGGUUGCCUACGGACUGCUGUGGGUGGUGUAUUUUGACUGGCUGUGGUUGCCCAUCUCCCUACGCUGGCUCCUUCAUGCCCUGUGGAUCUACUUCGACGUGGCAGACAUGUCCCUGGUGAAUUCUGUGGCGUUUGGGGGAAUCUACCUGUUCUCCUUUGUCACCACCUCACCCGGCAGACAGAUCCUGCGUAUAGCCCUCUACUAUACCAUCACCCUAUCGGAGCACCUCAUCAUUGCCUUACUGUGGCACUCAGCGGCACCCGACAACCCCUACCAUGACCUGGGUAUUGGCAUUAUGUUUGGGGGAGCUCUUGGGGGACUCCUCUUCCUCACCCUAUACUAUGGCUGCUGUCACCCGGAUAAGGAAAAUACUUGGUUCUGGCACUGGUAUAAUGAGAGGAAGAGGGUGAAGGCUGUGGGUGAAUCUGUGGGUGAGACUGGGUGAGUGUUGGGUGACUAGGGAGUGGGUAGGUAACGGAUUUCAAUGGGGAAAUGUUUAGGAGAGAGAGAGAAAGGGUGAGAGAAGAGUGUGAGUGUUAUGGGUGACUUCGGGUGAGAAUGAGUGAGUGUAUGGGUGACUAGGGAGUGGGUGGGUGACGGAAUUUGACGGGAGAAACACUAGGAGAGAGAGAAAGAGUGAGAGAAGAGUGUGUGAAGGCUGUGGGUGAGAGCGGGUGACUAUGGGUGACUGUGGGUGAGAGGGGAGUAGGUAGGUGACGGAAUUUGACGGAAAAACACUAGGAGAGAGAGAAAGAGUGAGAAACGAGUGUGUGAAGGCUGUGGGUGAGAGCGGGUGACUAUGGGUGACUGUGGGUGAGAGGGGAGUGGGUGGGUGACAGAAUUUGACGGGAGAAACACUAGGAGAGAGAGAAAGAGUGAGAGAAGAGUGUGUGAAGGCUGUGGGUGAGAGCGGGUGACUGUGGGUGAGAGGGGAGUAGGUAGGUGACGGAAUUUGAUGGUAAAAACACUAGGAGAGAGAGAGAGUAAGAGAGAAGAGUGUGUGAAGGCUGUGGGUGAGAGCGGGUGACUGGGUGACUGUGGGUGAGAGGGGAGUAGGUAGGUGACAGAAUUUGACGG